AUGUGGGUUGAGUGUAUACUCCCAAUCUGUGAAGGUGUACAUUCAUUGGAACAAGCUUUCGGAGCAUCAGAUCAAAAAGGAUUUGAGGAAGUUUUCUACUCAGCCAUCAAGAAAGCCGCAAUUUCAUUCUGCUACCCUAAAGUAGCUACUGCUGAGGAUGAAGCAGCAUCACUCAGAACUCAAACCACCAACGAGACAUCCAGUGAAGCGGAGUUGGUGCAGUAUAAUCUCUUACUUUCGACUCUUUUCGCCGAGUUUGAGGCAUUUCUUGGAAAUAUUAGUAACCCCACUGGAGAACCCAUGGAUACAGACGAUACAUGUGAUUCUCUUGAUCGCUUAUCUCAAAAGCUAGCCCCACUAUACCCAGUUUGUAAGUCAAGAUGUGGCCGAAUAUUCGAGGAAAAUGAGCCAACAUUCCGUUGCAAGGACUGUUCUACGGAUCCUUCUUGCGCCUUCUGUCGACCAUGCUUUUUCGCUAGUGUCCACAAGAACCAUCGUUAUCAGGUUAGGUCUAUUUCUCUAAAUGAAUUCCCAUCGAUUCCUUUUAUGACGCUCAUUGACUAG
This is a messenger RNA of Rodentolepis nana, 564 nucleotides long. NCBI's taxonomy places the organism in Eukaryota, Metazoa, Platyhelminthes, Cestoda, Cyclophyllidea, Hymenolepididae. The record is from the annotation of a GenBank genome assembly.